This is a messenger RNA of Clonostachys solani, 987 nucleotides long. The record is from the annotation of a GenBank genome assembly. NCBI's taxonomy places the organism in Eukaryota, Fungi, Ascomycota, Sordariomycetes, Hypocreales, Bionectriaceae.
AUGUCUAGUAACGGCAUCCCACCACCCCCGUCACGCUCCCUCGUCGGCAAAGUUGCCAUCGUGACUGGCGCGGGGUGCGCUGACGGUGGGCUGGGCAGCGGGCGUGCCAUCGCCAUCCUCCUCGCGGAAGACGGCGCCUCGGUCGUAUGCGUCGACCGAGAUCUGGCACUCGCCGAGAAGACGGCGUCGCUGGUCAGCGAGGAGCACGCUCAGAAACAGCACGGCGGCCGCGGCGUGGCCAUGCAGGCAGACGUCUCCAGCCUGGAAGACUGCAGGGCCAUCGUGCAGAAGACCAAGACGGAGCUUGGCAGGCUGAACAUUCUGGUCAACAAUGUGGGCAUCCUGGGACCCCAAGCCACCGCAGUGAAUACCGAAUUGGAAGACUGGGCAGAGGGGCUGGAGGUCAAUGUAACAAGCAUGAUGCUCAUGUCCAAGUUUGCGGUGCCGGCGAUGCUAGAGAACCAGCGCGGGGGUGGUGGCAUCCGCGGUAGCAUCGUCAACGUGGGGUCGACGGCUGGGCUGCUGGGUGGUGCGAAAGGCUUGCUCUAUGCGACCAGCAAGGGUGCCGUGGUGCAAAUGACCCGGGCCAUGGCGGCCCAUCACGGCCAAGAUGGCAUCCGGGUCAACACUGUCUGUCCGGGUACGUAUGCGCCAUCAAACGUCAUGUGCGGAUCGAGAUGUGACAGAGAGGGUGGCUUCUCCCCCGCAUGGCGGGAGGCUGCCAACGCAACCAUGUUUGAUGAUGAUAGGCUAACGGUGCAAUCUAUGAAUCAUACUGCAGGAACGAUAUACACACCCAUGGUGUACUCGAAAGGGAUGACGGAUGAACAUCGAGAGGCCCGCCGCGAGAGAACCCUUCUCAAGAGCGAGGGCAACGCGUGGGACAACGCCGCAGCAGUGAGGUUCCUCGCCGGAGGCGAUGCGCGCUGGAUCACGGGGACAGUGCUGACGGUUGAUGCUGGUGGCUCAUGCUUCAGUGAGUUUUGA